GCCAAUCCACGCGGCGCAGCAUUGUUAUUUUUAUUUAUACAAUCACAAGACCGGCAAGGAAACCAAAAAAAUGGUCUCACAGGAACAGAUCGAGGCCAUUGGCGGGGUGCUGAACAACAAGGAGAGGCCAUUAAAGGAGCGGUUCCGCGCCCUCUUCACACUGAAGAAUAUUGGUGGCAAAACUGCCAUCGAUUCCAUUAGCAAGGCAUUCGACGAUGAUUCAGCCUUGCUCAAGCACGAAUUGGCCUACUGCCUGGGACAGAUGCAGGACCCAAAGGCGUUGGACAUACUCACGAAGGUCUUGAAGGACACCACACAAGAGCCUAUGGUUCGCCACGAAGCUGCCGAGGCCAUGGGCGCCAUUGGCCACGCAGACGUUCUGGCCAUCCUCGAGGAGUACAAGAAGGAUCCCGUCGUCGAGGUGGCUGAAACAUGCGCCAUCGCACUGGACCGUGUACGCUGGCUGCAGAGCGGACAGCAGGUGGACGACAAAAAUCCCUACGCCUCCGUGGAUCCCUCCCCCCCGACGUCCGGCGACAAGAGCGUGGCUGAGCUAAAGGCCAUCUACUUGGACGCCAAGCAGACGCUGUUCGAUCGCUACCGGGCCAUGUUCAGCUUGCGCAACUUGCGCACAGAGGAGAGUGUCCUGGCCAUAGCUGAGGGACUCAAGGAUUCGUCUGCCCUUUUCCGUCACGAGGUGGCCUUUGUUCUGGGUCAACUGCAAGAGCCCUGCAGCAUUCCGUAUUUGCAGCAGAACCUGGAGGACCACAAGGAAAAUGAGAUGGUUCGCCAUGAGUGUGCAGAAGCUCUGGGAGCCAUUGCCUCGGACGAAUGCAUACAGAUUCUGAACCGCUAUGCAGACGAUGAGAAGCGUGUGGUCAAGGAGAGCUGUGUGAUUGCCCUGGACAUGUGCGAGUACGAGAACAGUCCGGAGUUUCAGUAUGCCGAUGGCCUCACAAAGCUGGAUGGGACUAAAUAAUCAUAUUUAGCAUUUGAAUUUAUUUUACUGUAUAUAUUAUUUGUAAAUUUGUAUUGUUAAAUCACGGUACGUGAUUGCCCAGAAUCUAAUCUAAUCGGUCGGCAUUAAAGUGAAUCGAAACGUGACUU
This is a messenger RNA of Drosophila guanche, 1107 nucleotides long. RefSeq names its product deoxyhypusine hydroxylase (gene nero). The record is from RefSeq and is a predicted model, not a curated record. NCBI's taxonomy places the organism in Eukaryota, Metazoa, Arthropoda, Insecta, Diptera, Drosophilidae. The transcript has a single exon. Gene Ontology annotation, biological process: peptidyl-hypusine biosynthetic process. Bases 71 to 979 code for a protein of 302 amino acids. Gene Ontology annotation, molecular function: deoxyhypusine monooxygenase activity.